Messenger RNA from Cantharellus anzutake, 10910 nucleotides. Its product is annotated as FAT-domain-containing protein. Gene Ontology annotation, biological process: regulation of DNA-templated transcription; DNA repair. Bases 46 to 10773 code for a protein of 3575 amino acids. The transcript has 23 exons. Gene Ontology annotation, cellular component: nucleus; SAGA complex; NuA4 histone acetyltransferase complex. NCBI's taxonomy places the organism in Eukaryota, Fungi, Basidiomycota, Agaricomycetes, Cantharellales, Hydnaceae. The record is from RefSeq and is a predicted model, not a curated record. Gene Ontology annotation, molecular function: protein binding; transcription coregulator activity.
GGAAGCCACGUGACUCCACCAAGCGCCGCCUCCUGGUCAACCGUCAUGGCGAUUCCACCCCCACAGGCGCCUGAAUUUGUGCACUAUAUAGCGAGAUUGCUUGACCCAUCAAUUAGUCAAGAGGUCAAGAGGAGCAUCGCAACUGAACUAAGGGAUUUCCAUGACUUUCACCGGGACCCAGCGGACGUGACGCGAUUUAUUUCCAUCGCGCUUCCUAUGCUUAUCAAAUUCUUGAGGGACGGACACCCCUCGUUCAAGAAGAACUCACUUGAACAUCAAACUCGAAUUAUUGUCCUUACGACCAUUCAAAGAUUCCCGCAUAGCGAGAAUAUGAAGCAGCAUGUGGUGGACAUUCAGAACUUGAUGGUUCACCUGUUACGAAAUGAUAAUGAAGAUCUUGGCGUUAUCUGUGUGAAGAUAGUGAUCGAUAUUAACAGGACGUAUAGGGCGUUGUUGGAGGGUCACAUUCAGCCAUUUAUUAGCUGGAUUAUUGACCUUUAUGAAGGGAUGCCCGCUGUUGUUGGAAGCACAUUUAGGGAAGGUGGAGGGGAAGGGAGGGGAUUGGGGAUUGGUGGGUCGUUUGGUUCGACUUCGGCUGCGGGUGGACCGGAUGCCGAUGACCAACUUAUCCUUCCGGUUUCGCUGAGCUUUAAAGUGUUGGUUGAAUGCCCAAUUGCUACGGUCCUCUUUAGCGACCCUGAACAACCAAAUGCCAAAUAUAGUCUUCAGCUUGUACCGGCUAGCAUCAAGUUCUUGCAAUUGGAAGUGGCGCAGCAGAAGCGUGCUCAUGAGGAGAGCGCAAAAGAGAAUAACAUGUGGAUAGGUGUAGCACCGGGGAUCAAGAACCGUGCUGCAUACACAGAUUUCAUCACUGCGCAAAUCAAGGUCAUGUCGUACAUCGCAUAUGUCUUCAGACAUCCCCACGAACAGUUUGGUCAAUAUGCCCAAGUCAUCCCCACUGUAGCUGUCAGAUUAUUGCAGGAUUGCCCGGCCGAGGCAUCUGCGAUCCGCAAAGAUCUCAUCAUUGCCAUCCGUCACAUGUUGACUGAAGAAAUACGAACCCUGUUCCUCGCCAAGCUUGAUAGUCUUAUGGACGAGCGGAUCUUAAUUGGGCCGGGAGUCGCAAGUCGAGAGGGAUUGAGGCCACUUGCGUAUACUACACUAGCGGACCUGAUACAUCAUGUUCGAGCCGAGCUGUCCGUUGAGCAGCUUUCGCGAGUCUUCCAUGCAUACUCAUGCAUCCUCCAUGAUGCAUCAAUCCCUUGUGGGACACAAACGAUGAGCAUGAAGUUCCUUAUCAACCUCGUCGAGUUCGUCGUCGCCAAAUGCAGCCGACCAGGAGCUGCUCGAAUCCUUAUGGAUUUCCUCGAGACUGCAGUGGAAAAGUUAGAAGCCCUCCAUCGCGUGUACGAGGAUCAAAUCCUCAUGUACGAUGCGCAAAAAUCAACGGACCUCCCGGUUCCUUUACUGAGUUUUGUGGCCGUCGAACGAUCAAAGCCAACGGAUGCCUUAUCUUAUGUCCUAGAGCCUCAAGACGCCGUUAUCAAAGACUCGCGGCUACUUUUUUGGACGCUCCAGCAUGGCUUCAAGAGCAUUCUUCGCAGUUUGCGCGAAGUAGAAGCCUCGCCGCCUGACUCUGAACUGAUGGGAAAGCUCAUGGAGGCUGGGGUUAAAUGUCUUGCUCUGUAUGAGCGAUGGCCGGUCGGACAGAUGGAAAAGGAUUUCCUAGAAAGAUUUGGCGAGGUAUUCCUGGAAAUGGCACCACCCGUGGUUCAGGAGGUCUGGACCUUGAAAUUCCCUUUUUACAUGGAACGACUUCUCGAGCACCCGAACAUCCUUCAACUCCCCCAGAUGCUUCUGGCCAAUGAGGCAAUGUCAAGACCUCUUCUGUCUAUAAUGCUGCGCUACCUCGUUGGGCAACUUGAUACUCUAGGAGAGCAGGAUACGAAACACGCGGCUGCGACGCUGAGAAUGUUUAAAAUGUGCUUCAUGGCGGCCACAUUGUAUCCAGAGCAGAACGAAAUGGUGCUCUUGCCGCACAUUCCUCGGCUCAUAGUGGAUUCUUUCCCACUUGCUGCAAAAUCUCCCGAGCCGACACAUUAUUACCUGCUCCUCCGAGCACUUUUCCGGGCUAUCGGUGGCCAUAAAUUUGAUAACCUGUACAAAGAAGUGUUGCCGCUGCUUCAGGAGAUGUUGGAAAACUUGAACAGGUUGCUCCUCGCUUCUGUCAACAACGCAAACAUCCGAGACCUGAUCUCUGAGCUUUGCCUUACCGUCCCUGUCAAGCUCACCUUCCUAUUGCCGUACUUACACCACCUUAUGAAACCCCUCGUCUUCGCUCUACGAGCCGGACCUGAGCUGGUAGCACAGGGACUCAGAACGCUGGAACUCUGCAUUGACAACCUGACACCAGAGUUUCUUGAUCCUACCCUCAACCCAGUUUUACCGAACCUCAUGGGUGCGCUCCAUAACCUGCUCAAGCCACUUCCAGUGAACCACAUGUCCGCACACGUUACGAUUCGAAUCCUUGGUAAGCUGGGUGGUCGGAACCGUCGGUUACAUUACGAGCCACCUCGGCUCGAGUAUCGGACCCAGGACGAUGAAACGAGUCUCCUUAUGUCAUUUGACUCCCGAAGCGAGCGCGUUGACAUCUCAGCGUUAUGUGGACUCGCUGCAAAGUCCAUUCGGCAUUCAAAUGCGGUAUACCGUGCACAUGCUUAUGAACUUUUGAAAACUUCUUUAGCUGUAGUCUUGGGCAAGGGUAACGAUGGGGGUCAACGCGACAGUGUUUUCUCCGUCAUACUUGGCGGCCUUUUUGAUGCAAUUCAUGUACCUGAGCUGAUGCCACACGCACAUGAAUAUGUGCGCGACAUGACCUGUCAUAUCUUUAUCACAGAGCUCGGCAAAAUGUCGCCCUCAUCAUUCGGUUCUCGCCGAACUAUGUUCGCUCCCGUCAUCAGUGUCCAGGUGGAGGCGAUAACGCGCUGUCUUACCGUCUCUGAUCCCAAGGAUAUGGAGAAAGCCAGAGAUUGCGUUUCUGCUAUCAUCGAGGAUUUGUUGCGCGUGGCCAAGGAAGCCGCGCUUCAAGAGGGUCAGGGGAAGGAUGUAAACGCCAUUAUUCACCUCCUAGCUUCGCGAUUCGUUGGUCUUUGCUUCGAAGAAGCCAUAGAAUGCAAAAUGGCUGGCUUUAACGGUAUCGUCAUCAUGAUCAGGACACCACAACUUGAAGUCGGAAGGGUCGAGGAGCGCGAAAUCGACUUCAUCAGGGCUCUUCUGGGCAUUAUUAAGGACACGCCUCCAGAUACAUCAAGAAGUAUAUCUGACAUUACCUCAACAAUUCUUGAUAUCCUGCGCCUCUGUCAUGGGCCGCGCGAUGACGAACACAAGCUAGGCGUCGACGAUUUAAACGUGGCAAAGCAGCAAACAUUCCUCUUUGUUGUUAGUGUCAUGGUCUCGGAGCUUUCCAGUGCAAAUACAACGGUUCGAAGGACUGCUCAACAGUCACUUGAGCUCCUUGCUGAGCUAACAGGAAAAACGACUUACGACCUUGUGAGACCAGGCCGCGAUCGCCUUUUAGGUCCUAUUUUCAAUCGGCCACUUCGAGCUUUACCCUUGCUCAACCAGAUCGGUCACGUAGACGCAGUCACUUAUACCUUGAACAUGCGACCCCCCUUGCCUGAGGUGACAGAGGAAUUGUGGCGUAUGUUGAAUGAGACGCUUGCGGUCGCGGACGCUGAUGACAACAGCCUCAAUUCUCAAAAUCGCACCGGACAGAUGCAGAACCUUGCUAUAAUUACUAAUCUUCGUGUUGCCUGUAUAAAGCUUCUGAGUGCGGCUAUCCCAGCAACCGACUUUUUCCAGGGACAGAAUACCAUGCGGGCAAGGGUAAUCACCGUAUAUUUCAAGUCGCUGUAUCUCGUCUCAAACAAGGUCAAGGACGCAGCUUCAGACGGAUUGCAGACUGUCCUCAAUCAUCAAAGCCGGCUGCCAAAGGAGCUUUUGCAUGGCGGCCUGCGGCCCAUAUUGUUGAAUUUGGCGGACCCGAAAAAGCUUAUACUCGCAAACUUGGAGGGACUUGCCAGGUUGCUUGGCCUUCUUACCAACCAUUUCAAACCCGAGAUCGGCGCAAAGCUGAUAGAACACUACAAGACAAUCGCGGACCCAAAGAUGCUGAACGACGCUGCCCGCAACCCAUUGGCUGACAACGAUGAAAUUGGGAAAUUAGUCAGACUUGCCGAUAUCUUUCACCGUCUACCUUUCCCCGCGGGUGUUGUAUUCUUGAAGGACAUCGCAGAGUGCAUCGUUCAGUCAGAAACGGCUUUGCUCAGUGCAUCCCCAACUCCAUUCACCCAGCCCUUAUCCGCCUUCGUUGACAAAUACCCCGUAGAGUCUGUGGAAUACUUUUUCAGUACAAUGGCCAAUGACCGCCAUGUGCGCUCGUUCCGUAACGUCCUCAUUUCCAACUCCGCACCAGCGUUCCUUGCACAGUUGCGAGAAAGAACUCCAUUUCUGAUAUCUCAUUGCCUCCGUGAUGCAGAUCUUCUGCUUCCUGGCUUACUUGUUUGCCUGGAUCUUGCACGUCUCGACAUCGAAUGGUUUUGCAACAAGGAGGAUCUCAUUCCGAGCCUAUUGGAAGUUUGGAAUUCCGAGCUAACUGCGGAUCAAAACAGUCAGCCACGCACCAAACCCGUUUCAACGCUCUUAGCGAUCUUCCAAUUAUGCCUGGAACAUAGGCUAAAUCUGAGCAUACUCUUUAGCCUUAUCGCAGUCUAUACUCACCGAAUCGCGCUUGAGCUCUCUGCGCUUGCCCGUUUUCUUCACAUCAACGUGGUGCUGAAUGCCGUCAUGGAAACGAAGCGUGAGAUAUUCAUUCGCUUUUUAGACUGGUUUGAGAAGUCCUCUGCGCGCUACGACUACAUCACUUUCUUCCUCCGCGUCAUCAUCAGCCCCAUGCUUGUUGUUUCCUAUCAAAAGCCAAACGAACAGGAGUCUUUUAUUACGGAGGAGAUGGUCAAGGCUCUGCACGUAAAGGUUUGGAAGCCUAUGUUGGACAUGGCCUAUUCAAAUCACUCUCUUAACGACGCCUGCAUCAUCGAAUUACUGCAUGUUUCAAGCCUUCUUAUUCAGCACUGUCCUGAUCUCUUGAAUGAGGCGCGUGGCGAUAUCCAGAAAUUCGCCUGGGCAUUUGUAACUUCCGAAGACGCGAUCGUCAAGCAAACCGCUAAUUUGCUCACCGCCCGCGCCAUUAAGGCUUACCCGGGUUCACCCUCUUUGGCGAGAAAGGUAUGGGUGGGCUUGCUCAAACCACAAAUGCAGAACGAGGGUCGGAACCUCAUUCGUCAGGCCGUUGACACGCUUGCCCCCGCUCUGCCUACCAGAGCGUCCGAACCGUCUAAAGAAGGUUCCAAUAUUCCCCUAUGGGCAAUGAGUACAAGAAUCGUCUUACAGGAAGAAGGGAACAGUCUCAGCUCCAUGGUCAGCAUAUAUCGCAUCAUAAUGCGUCAUUCAGAAUUAUUCUACCCCUAUAGAGAACAAUUUGUCGCCCCAAUGAUUAACUCGUUGCCUAAGCUGGGCUUAGGACCGGGGGGAGGCAUGGAGACGCGCCUGAUGACUUUGGAAGUUGUAGACCACAUCCUGCGUUGGGAACGCCAGCGUGUGAAGUUCUCAGACGUCUCAGAGGCUAACGACAACAAUGGGGAUGUCCACAUGGCGUCCCCAUCCGAUUCUUGGACUAUACCACUGCAAUUACGCGAAUCAUGCGUUGCAUUUCUUGUUAGAUUGGUCAUGAGCGUAGGGGCCGAUGCAUCUGGAAAGCCUCAGAUUGUACUUAGGGCGCUUCGAACUCUUCGUGAACUUCUAGCAGUCCCUGGGUGGUCAGAUGCAACAAUUAAACCUGCAUUCUUUGAGAGGACUCUGGUCCAAAGCGAGACGACGCCUGAAGCUCUGCCACAUACAACGAAUGCUCUACGGUUACUCGCUGUUUCUAUUGAUGACAAACCCGAAGAGUGGAUACUGGCGAAUCUGAAGAAUUCACGCACUUGGCUCGAGAAGCCUCUGAGUAGAUCCGAAGCUGCGAUUCAUGAGAUUGCUAUUCCUAUAAUGGAUAAAAUCAUCACCUCGAUGUCCAUCACCCCUGAUGACCCCCCUCCGGAUCUCUCUGAUCAGCGAGGGUUGGAAGAACCCCGUUCCGCAGCCCACUUGCCACUAGUGUUAAACGUCCUCCUUUUCCUCGUGCGAAAAAUCCCAUCCGCUUUGAAAGACUUCGCAACCAGCCUUAUGAAGCUGUUCACGAAGGCUUGCCGGGAGCAUACCAAUCCUUCACCAGAUAAAAAGCCCAUCGAUGUCACGAGUCGCCUCAUCAAAAAUAUGCUGGAAAUUUCGCGUAUCCAAGCACCCGUCUCCUCGGAAGCUCGCAAGUCUCUUAUCGCAUCCAUCAUUCUCUUAGUCGAUAAAUCCACCGACAUCAGCAUUUGUCGCCUCAUUCUGAACAUUUGCAGGGAAUGGGUUUUCGAUCGCCAAGACCCCAUACCAACGAUGAGGGAGAAAGCAACCAUCCUUCAGAAGAUGGCUGCCUUUGAGCACAAACGGGACGAGGCGCUUUUCGUUGAUUACCUCAACUUGAUCUACGACAUUUAUAAAGAACCCAGCCUCCAUCGAACGGAUCUCACCACCAAACUGGAGCCUGCAUUCUUAAUUGGACUGCGCUACAAAGACCCGGCUUUGCGUUCGAAGUUUGCUGUUCUCUUCGAUGAAUCGCUGCCUCGGUCGCUUAGUCAGCGUAUGCAGUAUGCUCUAGGGUCGCAAAGUUGGGAGUAUCUCGCAGACCACUAUUGGAUCCCUCAGGCUCUAGAUCUGCUCCUUGGAGCGGUAAAUGAGAAUGAAGUGAUUCUUGGCUCGAUCCAUGACAUUGAUAUGGAUGACAACGACAAUCCUUCAUUUGGAGCUCGCGUUACUACUAUCGGGGACUUUGUUCGUCCUGCCCGGCAGCUUCUACCACUUGAUCCUGAAACAGCACACCUCACUUGGGUUUCCGUAUUUGGCGCUAUAUGGCGAUUGAUGUCAAGAAAAGAACAAGCCGAUGUCGCUCGCUCAUUAACUAUACUCCUCGGGAAGGAAUACCACUUGCGGCAGGCCCGUGCUCCUCGUAAUGUGGUACAGUCGUUGCUUGCAGGUGCUGCCGCCUGUCGACCUCCAUUAGCACUCCCACCCUUUGUCGUGAAAUACCUUGGGAAGACUUUCAACGCGUGGCACAUCGCUCUAGAAAUCCUUCAGUCAUCGCUUAAUCAUAUUCGGGAAGACGAAGCUGUACGCGAUGCUACACUGGAUGCUCUGGCGGAGCUCUAUGCAGAGUUGUCGGAAGAUGACAUGUUCUAUGGACUUUGGCGCCGCCGUGCGUUAUAUCCAGAAACAAACAUCGCCGUUUCAUUCGAACAGAAUGGGCUCUGGGCAGAUGCACAGUCAAUGUACGAAUCUGCCCAGACACGUGCCCGACAAGGCAGCGCUCCAUUCAGCGAGUCCGAGUACUGUCUAUGGGAAGAUCAUUGGAUACUUUCCGCUCAGAAAUUGCAGCAAUGGGAAACGCUGAAGGAGCUCGCGACCGCUGAAGGGAAUCACGACCUUGUCCUCGAGUGUGCCUGGCGUCUUUCUGAUUGGACGGCGAACUCUGGCGACCGCGACGCUAUUGACAGGGCCAUGCACGCAGUUCAAGACGUUCAUACUCCUCGACGCAGAGUAUUUGAGACAUAUGCACACCUCAUCCGAUCCAACCCCUCACAUUCCCCCAAUGACCGUAACGAGUUUGUUAGAAUGGUGGAGGAAAGCAUGCAGAUAGCCCUACGCAAGUGGGUUUCGCUUCCUUCAAUAAUUUCGAUGGUCCACGUUCCAUUGCUACAGCAUUUCCAGCAACUUGUGGAACUGCAAGAGGCAGCCCAGAUAUUCCAUGCACUGACCUCUACGACCGCCUCGAAUCUGGAAAAGAGAUCGGCAGACCUUAAAAUGAUCCUUCAGGCAUGGAGAGAACGUCUCCCUAACCUCUACGAUGACAUCAGUGUAUGGAGUGAUCUGGUCGCAUGGAGACAACACGUUUUUUCCCGCAUCAAUCACCACUUUCUUCCUUUGAUUCCCCAGCCUCCCCCGAAUCAAGGGGUGUCAGGAAAUUCGGGCACAGCCGGGUACAGAGGCUUCCACGAGACAGCUUGGAUCAUUAAUCGCUUUGCGCACGUCGCGCGUAAGCAUGGUCUACUCGAAGUUUGUCACAAUAGCCUCGGGAAAAUUUACACACUCCCCAACAUUGAAAUCUCCGAAGCCUUCCUCAAGCUUCGUGAGCAAGCUCGGUGCCAUUAUCAAGUGUCUAACGAGUUACAAGCGGGCCUAGAAGUUAUCAAUAACACAAAUCUAGUAUACUUCACUCCACCACAGAAAGCAGAGUUCUUCACACUGAAGGGCAUGUUCAUCGCCAAAUUGGGCCACAACGAAGAGGCUAACGCAGCUUUCGGACAAGCGGUUCAGAUGGACCUCAAUAUGCCAAAAGCCUGGGCGGAGUGGGGCAAGUAUAACGAUCGUAUGUUCAAGGAACAACCUGGGGAGCUGGCGUUGGCCGGAAACGCGGUUAGCUGCUACUUACAAGCUGCUGGCCUGUAUAAGAACUCGAAAACCCGUCCUCUUCUUAUUCGAAUUCUUUGGUUCCUUAGCGUCGAUGAAAUCCCUGGUGGACCGAUCUCCAAAGCCUUCGAGAGCUUCAAGGGUGACAUGGCAUUGUGGUACUGGAUCACUCUGAUACCUCAACUCCUCCUUUCUCUAUCCCACCGAGAGGCUAGACACGCCAGGCGUCUACUUAUGGAGUUGGCAAAAACAUACCCUCAGGCUCUUUUCUUCCAACUGCGCACAGUGCGCGAGGAUUAUGCACAAAUGAAGAAGCAAGUUACCAAUGCUUCGGCGCUUGCAGCAGCAGCGGUGGCUAGAGCUGAGAGUGCCAAUACAGCAGUGGCAGCCAAUCCGGCCUCCAUGGGCAAACCAUCAGAGCCGUCUGAAACGCUUGCCAGCGACACCCAGAAGACUACACCAGGAGAGUCUCCGGCGGAGCUGAAGCGAAACGGAGAGGACGUUAAGCCGGUCGCCAACCAGAGCUUACCUGGCAGCGCUCCUGAAAACGCACCUGUGAAGGUUGGCUCACGGCAUCCAUGGGAGUAUGUCGACGAGAUUAGUGCAAUCCUGAAGACGGCCUAUCCAUUACUUGCGCCAACCUUGGAACAAAUGGUUGAUCAAUUAGGGCAUCGGUUCAAACCAACCCAAGAAGAGGAGAUUUAUCGAUUUAUCAGUGCGUUGUUGAGUGAAGGUGUCUACCAAUCCGUCCAACGUAACGGUACGCCAGGGGAUGAUGGAUCUGUUCCAGAUGUCUGCGUAACAAACAUAGUCCGGCUUGCCGCUAGUCUUCCCCCGGCAACAAAGCAAUCUUUUGAGGAGGACCUGGUUAAGAGCAAGCCUACAAUGAAAGAAUACGUUGAGCGCUUACAAAUAUGGCGCGAUCGCUAUGAAUCCCACCUUGAAGCCCGCCCGCGGAUCCAACCUCUCAAUGUCAUCAGUCACUGGCUCGUUGAGUUCCAGCAUCUGAAGUAUGACGAUGUUGAAAUUCCCGGCCAAUACCUCGAGCAUAAAGAUUCGUCUUCCGACUUCAUCAAGAUAGCACGAUUUUCCCCAACAUUUGAGCUUUGCCGUGGAAACUCUUUUUGCUUUAGGCGAAUCACCUUCAUUGGCCACGAUGGCUCCAGACAUCCGUUUGCAGUGCAAUUGCCCUCUGCGCGUGUCUGCCGGCGGGAGGAACGUUUCAUGCAGCUAUUCAGAAUUUUCAAUUCGGUGUUAGCUCGGAGGAAGGAAAGUCGUAAAAGGAUUCUAACAUUCCACAUCCCGAUUGCAGUGCCCAUGACGCCCUCGCUAAGACUGCUUGAGAAUGAUUCCUCUUAUGUCACGCUGCAGGACAUUUACGACCAGCACUGCCAAACAGUCGGUAUAUCGCGAGAGGAACCGAUCAUAACUUCAAGCCUCAAGAUCAAAUCCUUCAUUGACCCCCACAAACCGUUCACGCCAGCUGAGUUGACAAACCUCAAAAUGGAAUUGAUGGACGAACUCGUCAACAAGAUGGUUCCGCGGACCAUCCUAUCAAAUUACAUGAGCAGAAUUAUGGCGGGUCCCAUGGAGCGAUGGAUGAUGCGAAAGCAGUUCACACUCCAAGUUGCAGCAGUUUCAUUUAUGUCAUACGUCAUGAGUGGUGGCAAUCGUGUCCCUUCCCGCCUACAUGUUUCAAGAAAGUCAGGCCUAAUUUAUAGCUCGGAAUUGUUGCCAACUCAUAAUACGCCGGUGCUGCAAUCUUCCGAAGCAGUUCCUUUCCGAUUUACCCCAAACAUGCAGCAUUUUGUUACCCCUAACGGUAUAGAGGGCUUGAUGACCUCGGGCAUCAUGGCCAUUGGAAGAUGCCUUACUGAGCCUGAGUACGAUCUAGAACAACAACUCAGCUUGUUCUUGCGAGAUGAAGUGCUCACGUGGUAUAGCCAUCACGGAAAGCAACCAUCCGCAGACAUCGUGUUCAGAACCCAUGUUAGUCAAAACGUGGAUGUUGUCGUCAAACGAGCGGAAGUUCUUGCUUGCAAAUAUGAGCGGGAAAAUACGCACCCCAAUUCUUCCAUACCCGCAUCCAAAGCUGUAUCCGAUCUUAUUUCAAUUUCUACAAACCCUCAAAACCUCGCACGAAUGCCCGAACAAUGGUAUCCGUGUUACUAAUCAAUCUCAUAAUGCGCCACAUAGUGUACAUGUAUCUUCAUCCACGAUUGUAUUAACACCGCAGCGACUUAUGCAGUUCCACUGUAAGCCUUGGAAGCUUGAUGGCCCUCGAACAAUUCUUCGGUAGUCUUCAAAGU